AUGCCUCCCGCUGACAGGAACGAUAUUGAAGAGGAGCGGGUGUCGAGGUGGUGCGUCACCGAUGAGGAGAGACCGAUUCCACCUGAUUCAUAUCUUAGCCCCAACGGCGCCUUGACUGUUGCCACCAACGCUGUCUCGCCACCACCAUAUCCCUGCUCUGUUCAGCGUGUUGUCCACCCAGAAGGUCCUGUACACCACUUCGUUGACUCAGACUCCCCAGGUUGCGGUUACGAUGAUAAAUUCGGAGCCGGUGAUGAUGAAGUGAAGGGGGGUGAGCUCUACAUGUGGGUGCUGGACCCUCACUCGCGAAAGCUGCGCGUGCCGUUAUCGCUUAUGGUUCCGACUCAUGCGACGGCCAACAAAGGAGCGCUGCCAUCGCUGUGUUUGUCCUUUCUGGAGGGCCACUGCCGACACGAGUGGUGUCGACAGGCCCACGUGCCUCCUCAUGUUCUUCCGAUGCUCCGUCAACAGGCCCUCAACGCCCCCACGUGUUGCCGACUGCACAAGGAUCCCCACAGCACCACAGAGCUCACCGACCGGUUUAAGUUCAUCCGACUUGUGGGAAAUGAAGGGAGUUACAGUAGCCGCGGCACAAACGGUGAGCAAUCUGAUUUAAUCCCCGCUGAAAGAGUUGCACUGACGGUCGGUCUGCAGUUGAUCAUAGCUCAGAGUGCGCAAGCGGCGAAAGAGAAAGAAGAGCAGUCACAAAACCUCGGCGAAACCAACCAAGGUGCGGCGAAUGGCGCGAAGGUGGAGCGAAAGGAUGUACUGGAUGUUCCCGCGAAGGACGUAUGUCGGUUACACAUUUCGCGGCUCUGCCGCUAUGUGGAAGAUUGCAAAAAUAUUCAUAUUUGCCGCGAGUAUGACUUGCAACUCCCACCCCCUCCAAACUUGGUGUGUUUGCUUAACGGUAUUACUCCAUCAAUGACCAUGAUCAACAUCGGAGAGAGGAGCUACUCUUCGACGAUGCUUUCCCUGGGGGACGUCACUGACGAGGUGUUUAACAUCAUUUGCGAUCAACAACGGCGUUCCGUUAUGAACAACACUCCGGCUGCGAGAAUGACACCGGCAUCGCAGCCAUACCAACAUGCGAAUCAGGUUGUCUCCUGCGCCAACCCUGGUGUGGAUGCGGCGAUUAAUUCUGCUUCUCCGCUCAGUUUAGGUGAUGCCAACUUGUACACUGCCCCCCGUGGUGGCACAAGCCCUGCGAGUUGUGGGAUGGGAGAUGCCACUCCGUUCGCUCCCGCGUCACAGCGUUCGCUUGGCCAAAAUGGAUCUCCUAAUUUAGGCGCCGCUGCGGCAGGAUCGUCGAAUGUGACCCGAGUUUUAAGGAUUUUUGACGUACGACCCAAGUCUGCUGGUGAAGGCGGCCGUGAAAGAGGCAGUACUCAUCGCGGCCACAAUACUAAUGGUAACGGAAGCGCUGGUGCCAGUCCCUUUUUGAACGGUAGGGGAUCUGAAAGUGCAUCCCGCUCCCGCAAUGGCGCCAGUGUUAGUUAUAACAACUACACAUGUCCAAACAGCAAAAAUGGUAGCGGCAACGGCUGCGCCGCUGGAGCGGGUGUGCCGCCCUGUGGGAUAAACGGCAGCGACAGGAAUGCCUGUAGUGGCAGCCAUAGGCGUGGUAGCAGGCAUUUGACGGGCCAAUCCAACAAUAGUGGUCGCGGUAGUGCGAAACGUCGGCAAAAAGCGUAG
Trypanosoma brucei brucei TREU927 is the source of this 1695-nucleotide messenger RNA. RefSeq lists its product as hypothetical. Lineage: Eukaryota; Euglenozoa; Kinetoplastea; Trypanosomatida; Trypanosomatidae. The transcript has a single exon. Bases 1 to 1695 code for a protein of 564 amino acids. The record is from RefSeq and is a predicted model, not a curated record.